AUGAAACGGAUUUGUCUCUGUGCUGCCUCUCUGUCAAGCCAGGACUGGAGUAAGUAUGAUGAGAAACUGUUACAAGCUGUGAAUGGCAGUGACCCUGAAAAGGUGGCUUCCCUCCUCAACAAAAGGACUCUUCUCACGACGAAGCUCGACACGGAGGGGCGAUCAGCGUACCACCUGGCAGCAAUGAAGGGCUAUGUGGACUGUCUGGACGUCAUCUUGGCACAUGGAGUGGACAUCAAUGCCUUGGACGGCUCAGGAUUGAAUGCGUUACAUUUAGCAGCGAAAUAUGGGAACCAUCAGUGUAUGAGGAGACUUCUUCAGGAAAAAUGCCCAGUUAAUGCAGUGGACAGUUUUGGGAGGAUUGCAUUACAUCAUGCAGCUACAAGUGGGAGCUUUUCCUGUGUUCAGACACUCUGUGGUUUCAAAUCCCCUUUAAACAUCCAUGACGAUGAUGGCUGCACUCCACUGAUCUUGGCUGCACAGAUGAGCAACUAUGAAAUGUGUAGGUGUCUGAUUGUCCAAGGAGGAGAUGUGAACAGCAGGGAUAAACAGGGAAGAACAGCCUUGAUGCUGGCUUGUGAAAAUGACAGCGUGGAGACGGUCGACGUCCUUGUCCGGAGUGGAGCUAACGUCAGCCUUCUGGAUGCUUUGGGUCAUGAUGCCAGACACUACAGUAUGGUGACUGGAAAUACAGACAUUCUGCAGCUGCUUCACGUGGCCACUCACAGAAGCUUCUGGAAAAGUGGUUUUGUUAAAAGAGAAAACCACGAGCCCCCGAAAGAGGCAAGCCCCCUUGCCACCUGGCACCCCCUCUACUCAGGUAAUGGGAACUUACUCUUCAACUACAAAGAAGCAAGUCCCUCUCAAUCCUGCGAAUUUCUCUCCACUGGUGAAUCGACAAGUCCAUCUUACUCUUCAACAGAAACACUCACACCAAAGGAUGAUCAGAGACUGAGUGGGGAGAUUGAGCUGCUUCAACAAGAGAGGCAACAUCUACUGCAGACCAUUAACAACCUGGAGCAACUCGUGGACAAGUGCCAACGGGAGAAAGUGCUGAUUGCAAAAGAUUGUGGAAUCCAGAAAUUCGAAAAUCAGAUCCAGGAGCUCACAAGCAAACUAACUGAGAAAGAGAAAGUUCAUCAAGAAUUUAUCGAGCAGAUUGAACUCUUACAGGGCAGGCUGUCUUUGUAUGAGGGCAAACAUCAAGAGGACAGUGAGAGUGAAUUCACGGUUGAAGAAAUGCUCAACAGUUUCCCAGGGAUUGAGAAGUUAUGUUCGAAAAAGGGUACGGACAUUUCUAGUGAGGAGUGGCUUGUGUCACUGCAGAGUCAAGUGCAGUCACUGACCAGGGAAAACCAAGAGCUACAAGGGAAGUUGCAGGAGAUAGAAUCUUUGCAGAAAGAAGGAAAUGAAGGAGAACCAUCAGGAGGCCUGGAUUUUAUCCCUGUUUUUCUCUAUGAUUCCUUGCGAACAGAAUUUGAGAAACUGAAGGAACAAUAUGAACAAGCCCAAGUUAUAAUCAUGGCUGAGGCUAACUCACCCUCCUCUGACAAAUUAAUCUCAAUGGAAGCUUACACACAACUAAAGGUGGAACAUGAGCAAAAAGUUCAAAGAUUACAAGCAGAGCUUGAUGAGUUCAAGUCCAAGUCCUACUCAAAGGGAGGAGAUCCAUCCAAAGGUGGGGAGUUAGAGGAGGAAGAUAUGGUGCAACAAGAUGUUCAGGAACUCAUUAAAAAAUUAAAGGAGACCCAGGGAAAAUAUGAGGCAGCUGUGACUGAGAUUGAACAACUUGAAGAGCAGAUCCAACUAGGAAUUCUUUCUGUGAAAGAAAAUGAAGAAACGAGCAAAACAGAGACAAUAAAAAUGGUCCCUGGAGAUGAGCUAGAGAGUGGUGAGAUGGAGCUCCUGCAACCAGAUAAGGCUGAAGGAGAAGAGGAAAAGAAAGUGAGAGCAAUGGAGGAAAAGCUGAAUGAAAUGGAGAAGCUUCUGUCACAGAGUAUCCCUCUUAAGGAGUAUAAUGAGAUGCAAAUAUCACUAAACACCUCGCUUCAAGAAAUUUCCAAAGAGAAUUCCCUGCUGAUAGAAAGAUACAGCAAGGCAGAAGGUGAACUUGAAGAUCUGAAGAGAAGUCAUUUUGAAGAGUUCACUGUCGAUGGAAUUGGGCCUUCCAUCAAAGCCACUGAACAACUCGAAGAACUGAGCAAAGCCCACAGUGAAUUGCAGGAAAAAUGCAGAGAACUUCAAACCAAAUACAACAAGAAAGUUGAAGAACUCGAGUCCGUACAAUCUUUGUCCAUUUCAAAGAAGGAGCAUGAGGAGGUGAAGGAUAAGUUGAGCAAAUCUCUCAACGAAGCCAACAAGCAGCUCUCUGAUUUAAAGCAAGGGCACGGUGCAAUCCAGAAAGAAAUUGCAAGGCUACAAGAUGAGGUAGAACACCAGAGGAUGAGCUCGGUAACAUUGGAUGAGCAUGUGAAAAUGAAGGAAUCAUUUGAGAAAUCUCUGCAGGGUACCAAAGAGAUGUUGAUCAAUGUGCAGAAUGAAUUAGCCAUAAAAGAAAAGGAGUUAUCCCAGCGACAGGAAGAAAAGGAGACAAUGAGAAGCCAAACCAUUCAAAAAGAAGAGCAUGAAAAGAUUAGCACUUCACUGAAGGCUGAGGUAAAUUCUUUAAUCAUUAAAUUAAACGAUCUGACUAAGAAGCAUGAGAAGACCUGCACUGAGGUGUUCCGAGUACAGAGGGAGGCGCUCUUCAUGAAAAGUGAGAAACAGGAUGCAGAGGAACAGCUGGCCACUGUGCAAAAACAGUACAACAAGUUAAAGACUGAGUCAACGAAGAUCAUUGAACUGCACAAACAAAUUGAGGAGUCUGCUGAUCUUGUGAAGGAGAAGGAUAGGAAGAUAAGUGAACUAUCCAAAGAGGUGUUCAAACUAAAGGAGGCUUUGAACAGUCUGUCGGAGCAGGCUAAUGCUGCAGCACUACCUCCCAAAGCAGCCCCAUCCCACCAACAACACACAGAGGCUACGCAAAGACAGAUCAGAGUAUUACAGCAGCAGCUAGCACAAGCAGAGAAUGACCAUAGAGCUAUCGUGACCAUUUACCGAUCACAUCUUCUCUACGCUGUUCAGGGUCAAAUGGAUGAAGAUGUCCAAAAUGUCUUACUACAGAUCUUAAAAAUGCACAAACAUCACAAACAGACCAGUUUUUAA
Messenger RNA from Hemiscyllium ocellatum (epaulette shark), 3204 nucleotides. Its product is annotated as ankyrin repeat domain-containing protein 24-like. Gene Ontology annotation, molecular function: actin binding. The coding region runs from base 1 to 3204 and encodes 1067 amino acids. Lineage: Eukaryota; Metazoa; Chordata; Chondrichthyes; Orectolobiformes; Hemiscylliidae. The transcript has 19 exons. The record is from RefSeq and is a predicted model, not a curated record.